AUGUUAUUUGAUCCGUGUAGAAGACCUCAGAGUGUAGAAAACUAUUUGUUACAGAUCAUGAGAGCUGUCCAACUGACGGUGCUAGUUGCCACUACUUUACUGACCACCGCAAAAUGUCAUGAAUCUAUCCGAGUACACACGGGACUGGGUGACAUACAAGGGAUAGUGCAAACCAUCAGGAAUGAGACCGUCUAUCAGUUUAGGAGUAUACCGUACGCCGAACCACCGACCGGUUCUCUGCGGUUUCAGAAGCCAGUCUUACAUGGCGGUUGGUCUGGUGUAUUAGACUGCACGACAUUUGGACCUUCAUGUUUGCAACAACAUUCCAUUUUAGACAAAUACCUACCAAACCCAAACCAGUCUGAGGAUUGUUUGACACUAGAUAUAUACAUCCCUAGAACUCUUUCCCGGAGUACAAACAGGUCGGUGAUGGUAUUUGUGUUUGGGGGAGGUUUCCUUGUCGGGCAGAGCAUGUUGUACGAUGGUUCUUAUCUAGCACUGGCGGGAGAUGUCAUUGUUGUUAUCAUCAACUACAGACUUGGUGUGUUUGGAUUUCUUGUUAAUCCUGCACAAGGCUUGAAUGGAAACUACGGUCUGUGGGACCAGCGUUUAGCACUGCAAUGGGUACAUGCAAACAUAGCUGAUUUCGGCGGGAAUCCUAAUUCGGUCACAUUAUUUGGCCAAUCUGCUGGUGGUUUCAGUGUGUCGCUACAGUCAAUUAUUCCAAAUAAUAAAGGAUUGUUCCAUCGAGUUAUUGCGCAAAGUGGGGUUGUUGAAGGACACUUUGCAAUAUGGCAAAAUGCAUAUACAUAUGCAAAGGAUGUAGGCACCGCUCUGGGUUGUUCGAAUACAACGUCAUAUGCAAAAUGUAUGCGUGAUAUACCAGCCGAAAGGUUGCUACAAGCUCAAACUUCUGUAACACAAACACCAAGCGUAGGAAAGACACUUGAGUUCGACUUAAGUAUGGGACCGGUUGUAGAUGGAGACUUAUUUCCCUUGCCGCCAUCAGAAAUGAUAAAAAAUCAGACCUCCGGAAGUUACCUUUUCUUCCAUUCGCUCGAUUUCAUAACCGGAAAUGUAGACACAGAAGGUUCAAUUUUCUUAUCAUUAUUGCCAUCAAUAGCAAAAGAGGAUAAUUUCAAUUUUUCCGACGGUGUGCCAUCUGACGUGUUUUGCCACGAAAUUGGGCCAGCUCUACUAAAUGCUUUUUUCGAAAAUGAAGUUAACAGUACGUCAGCUGAAACCCUUUUAUGUUCAGCCUAUAGAAGGGCAGACAUGUUUAAACAGGUACAACAAACACUGAAUGCCUACUCCGACGCCCUGUACUACACUCCGACUAUCAAAAUUCUCGGAGAUCAUUCAGAGGGAAACUCUUCAUCUAGUACUUAUCAAUAUGUGUUUAGAAGGCCAAUACCAGAUCCAUCACUAACUAAAGGUUAUCCCCCUUGGUGGCAGAACGGAUCGGCGCAUGGGGCCGAACUAUAUUACCUGUUUCGAAUUUACGACUAUCAGGAUAACCACAUCGUUACUGUACCUGAACAAGACGCUGGUUUGCAAACGGCCAUCCUCAAGUACUGGACCAACUUCGCCAAAACUGGAAAUCCUAACUCAGACGAUCUACCUGAAUGGGAGAGUUAUGAGGCAGUCAGUCAGAAAUAUUGUAGUAUGGACACCACUAUCACACAAGAACAGCACCUGUACGGCUCCAGAAUCACUGCCAAUUACAAAUCUGAUGACAUCGAGAUCACUGCCAAUUAUAAAUCUGAUGACAUCGAGAUCACUGCCAAUUAUAAAUCUGAUGACAUCGAGAUCAAUGCCAAUUACAAAUCUGAUGACAUCGAGAUCACUGUCAAUUACAAAUCUGAUGCCUUCAAGAUCACUGCCAAUUACAAAUCUGAUGACAUCGAGAUCACUGUCAAUUACAAAUCUGAUGCCUUCAAGAUCACUGCCAAUUACAAAUCUGAUGACAUCGAGAUCACUGCCAAUUACAAAUCUGAUGCAUUCGAUAUCAAUGCCAAUUACAAAUCUGAUGACAUCGAGGUCAAUGACAGUUUAACCUCAGUCAACAUUAAUGUCAAUAAGCCAACAAAUUCGACUCAAAAACGAGAACAGGAUAUGAACAAAAGGAAGAUUAAGACUAUUGACUAUUAA
Molecule: messenger RNA, 2151 nt
Organism: Ylistrum balloti
Lineage: Eukaryota; Metazoa; Mollusca; Bivalvia; Pectinida; Pectinidae
Product: carboxylesterase 1C-like
Exons: 3
Coding region: 1-2151 (716 amino acids)
Biological process (GO): presynaptic membrane assembly; postsynaptic membrane assembly; synaptic vesicle endocytosis
Cellular component (GO): membrane; cell surface; synapse
Molecular function (GO): neurexin family protein binding; porin activity; signaling receptor activity
Source: RefSeq, a predicted model, not a curated record